GUUUGGUGAGUUUUGUCUGAUUGAUUCGUCAACAUUUUAGAGUUUUUAUGCAUAUUUCUUAGAUUAUUAUCGAAUAAAUAAAUUCCUGUAUAUUAUUAGAAUUUUAGUAGCUUAAUUUCACAGAUCAUGACUGAAUACCUGGAUGAAGAGCUUUUGAUUGACUACAGUCAUGACCAGAAGAGACUAAAGAAGAGCGAGAGCCUCACAAAUCUGUCUGCAUUAGACAUUGGCUGUCACAUGACAGGAAGUCUAGCUGGACACAGCAGCACAGAGGCCGAUUCGUUUGAGGCUGUAGCAGACAGGUCAUCUAAACAUAAAGUCGAUGGCUCAAAGCCAGAUAUGAAGCUCUGUUCCAGUGUGGUGAAGUCAAUUCAAGAGAAAGAUCAUUAUCAUGAGCAAGACAACUAUGAAGUGCAGUCUAUUUUGUUUCCAGAAACUCGAGAAACGCUACCACUUUUGAAACGUCACUGCAUUAGUCGAUCAUCUUCAUCUGGCAAAUCUUCAAGCUACUCUCCACUAAGGCUAUCGGUCACUUUUACCAACACAAAGCGUGGAAACAGGCAGACAGAAACACCUUCUAUAUCUGGCGCUGACCUAACAAUUCACCAACUGGCAGCGCAGGGAGAUCGUGUGAUGCUUGUGGAGAGGCUGAUGCAAGGAACCGAUGUUGAUGAACAGGAUGAUAUGAAAUACACAGCUCUCAUGUGGGCCUGUGCAAAUGAUCAGCGAGAUGUGGUGAACGUUCUACUUCAGGCUGGGGCCGAUGAAAGAAUGUAUGGUCAGGAUGGUGAAACGGCUCUAUCAUUUGCGGUUAAUGCUGGUAGCUUUGAUAUUGUUAACACUUUAUGUAAGUCUGGAGCAGAUGUUAACGCUUAUGAUUGGAAUGGUGGCACGCCUCUUAUGUAUGCAGUUCAUGGGGACCAUGCAGAGUGUGCUGAUGUGUUGCUUUUUUAUGGGGCAGACAUGAUCCAAGAAAACGAAUCAGGCGUCACUCCAUACAGCCUAGCAGUAACAUUGGGAAAUCCCAGGGUGUUAAAGGUGCUUGAAGAUCACUUAAUGUCGUUAUUGCAAAGUGGCUGUAGCAGCAAAACUUGAGUUGUAGAAAUUAAGGUCUAGAGGAACAACUGCAAUAGUGAAUGCAUAUUGACAUGUGCCAAGAUAGUGCCACAUUCUGCAAAACCAUUAGAGUUGAGGCCUGUUUACACAGAGCAUGCAUGCAACAAAACUAUUUGUUGCCCAGUGCAAUCCAUUUACACAGCGUGCAACAACGGUCGUCAUGCAUGCAAUUGUUCUGCAGUCUGCAUGCUUAGUCAGCAGUGGAUCUAAAAUAAAAAUUAUUUUGCUGAGGUGGCGCGAGUGGAGGCAAAACCUAUGGUUGGGAAAGGAAGGUAGUGGGGGUGUUCCCUACAGUAUUAUGUCCUUGGAGUCUUAGCCUUUUGAAUCUUUAAUAUUUAAAUGAUUUCAUGCUUUGUUAGUGAUUUUUUGACCUCAUGGAUCUGUCACUGUUAGUGACAGAUGACCAGACUCACUCAUUUUCAAAUUGACGUACAUUAUACUUUUCUGAGCAGCAUGUCGCUUGCUUUGUUUUGUUACCUAGUUACAUCACUUUCAUUAUGUGGACCACCAUAUUAUAUAUAAUGGGUUCUGUUAUUUCUGCUGUUAUCAUAUGAUGCUGUCAUGUUCUGUGCAAAUGUUUUGCGGUCUGCAUGUUUAUUGAAAGAUGAGCAGAGGCACUGAUUUGUCGGUACAGUAUAUCAGACAUUCUUUUUUUCUGAGAGAAGUCACAUGCUUCGCUUUGUCUUAUAGUUGCGUCGCUUUCAGUUUUGCCCGCCAUAAAGAAUAUAAUAAGUUCUAUUAUAUUUGCUGCUGUUGUGUUCCGCUGUCGUGUUCUGUGUAAACAGGCCUUUCAUUCUGAAUAACUUAAAAAAAAGACGGGGUUUUCAGAAUGAAUACUUUUUUAAGUGUAAUUUUGAUUUUGUAAAUUUUCUUUGACAAAAAAAAAAGUUGUAUGCCCAUAUUAUUUAGUCAUGAUGUGCCUAUAUAUGGUCAUGAUGUGAUGUCAUCAUGACCAUAUAUAGGCAUAUCACAUGUUUUUGUCAAAUAAAAUGCGAUAGUCUGAACAGGGCUUUAAAAAUAUACUGUCGCAUGCAUAUGUUAUGUAUACAAUUAAUUCUGUAUCCAAGGACCAGGCAAAAAAUGCACAUUAAGCAGUUUCUUUCAGAAGUUAUUAUGUGCGCUAUAUAAAUUUUAUUAAAAAAUGGUAGACAAACCAAAAAAAAGGGCAAAGAUGUUGGGUUCAAAUUCUGAUAACGACAAUAUGUUUUUAUCAAAAUAUUAUUAAAUGGUAUUUCAGAAGAUAUAUAUAAAUGUAAAACAAUGCAAUUAGAAAGUUGUAAAAAAUAAUAAAUUGCACAUAGCAAGAAUACACAGACUUUCAAAAUGACGUAUGUUUAGUGAAAAAAUGAAGAUUUCAAUUUAAUUUCAAAUAAUUAUUAUAAUGUUUCUGAGCUUUUUUGCCAUUAAGAUUUAUUCAUUAUUAGAUUUGGUGUGUAGACAAUAGUUUUUUUGUUGUUAUGUACUCUAGAAACUAUGAGAUUUGUUUAUAGGGCAUUUUAGCAAGCAUGUAAAUAUUAAUACUGUACUAUUACAUACUGCAACGUAAAAUCAAAUAUACAGUACUGUAAAAAUUGAAAUGCUUGUCUUCAAUAUGUUAUUAACUUUCAACUUGCUUGAAAAUGACAAGAGAAAUGUUCCUUGCUAGUUUUACAUUAUAAAUAAUAAUAAUACUAAUAUUUAUUUGGCAAUUGUCAAGAACAAUUUUAGCCUGGAGUGACAAUAGGCACAAGCCCAAAUAGAUACUGCACACUCCACCAUGUUUCAUAUGGCUUUCAAUUUCUGAUAGCAAUAGUGGCGGUGCCCGUUGGGUGUGAGGGGAAAAUUCUCCUCCCCACGUCAGACAAGCUUGGAUCUCAGAUGGAGAAGCAUGGAUUCCCAUCGUCCAAUCGUAAAAUGAGGUUAUCAGACUAAAAAUAUGCUGAUCAAAGUACAGUGCGCCCUCCAAUUCCAAAUCCUCUAAUUCCGAGAUCCCAGUUAUUCGAGAUCACUUGUUCAAAGAACCAAAUAACAAUCGUCAAUCUUUUAACUUCUAACCCUCUAAAAGGAGACCGAACUCCGAGACCACCUGAAAUUGUCACGUCCAAAGGUGGUCUCGAAUUGGAAUGCGAACUGUAAAGUUAUUGUUAUUGCCAAUCCCUACUUUAUAUUUAUCCUAUAAACACAGUCUUGGGCCAUCAUAAACCAUAAAAUCCUCCAUGAACCGUACCCCAGCAGAAAGUUGAUCCUGGGACUUUGAACAAUGCUGUAGCCGGCCCCUUGGUUCAGACCUCCCUUUGUGGCCCCACUGUUUGCAGAUUUCUGGGCCACCACUGGAUCAGAAAUUGAAGUAUUUUCGUAGUAAAAUGUCUGUAAAUCACUGAAUAUUUAAUUAUUUUUUAAUUUGUGACUUACUGAAAGUUGAUAACUUAUGUGCAAUUCAAUUUUUUUUUUAAAGUUUACUGUCGAUUGUUUGGCAGGUGACAGUAUUUUCUACCCUGUGUUUGACUUCAACUUGGCACUUAACAAUGCAAAUAAAA
Anneissia japonica is the source of this 3632-nucleotide messenger RNA. RefSeq names its product ankyrin repeat family A protein 2-like. The record is from RefSeq and is a predicted model, not a curated record. Bases 127 to 1095 code for a protein of 322 amino acids. NCBI's taxonomy places the organism in Eukaryota, Metazoa, Echinodermata, Crinoidea, Comatulida, Comatulidae. Gene Ontology annotation, molecular function: protein binding. The transcript is spliced from 8 exons.